Molecule: messenger RNA, 1709 nt
Organism: Solanum stenotomum
Lineage: Eukaryota; Viridiplantae; Streptophyta; Magnoliopsida; Solanales; Solanaceae
Product: phosphoenolpyruvate/phosphate translocator 1, chloroplastic
Exons: 9
Coding region: 178-1410 (410 amino acids)
Biological process (GO): transmembrane transport
Cellular component (GO): membrane; Golgi apparatus
Molecular function (GO): antiporter activity
Source: RefSeq, a predicted model, not a curated record
UACCUAGAAUAUCCCUCCCCUUACUUUUCUGUUUACAAUCUGUCUUCACGUCUCACGCCUCGACGGAGUCCCCAACGUCUCCUCUCCCCCAACACACUUUAUAUUCAUUUCCCUCAUCCUCCUUCUUCUACUCUUCUUACUCUCUCUGCAGCAAAUUCUUCGAUCUGAUUCGCCAAAAUGCAGAGCACAGCAAUCUCGUUUUCUCCGUCAAUUUCACUCCCUAAGAAGCCUCACAAGCCGUCUGGUUCCGCUUCGCUUUGUAGAUUCAAUCCUUUAUCUCAGCCGCUUCGUUUUGGAUCCCUAAAUGGUUCAACAGCGAGGAAAAUCAAUCCGAUUAGUUGCUCAGCGGAUUCUUCUUCGUCCAAGUUGAAUCGUAAUGGAUGGAUUUCAGUUCCGGCUCCGGUUCCAGAGCGUGAAUCGGAUGGAGUGGAGGUUCGGGCCACGUCUGUACCGGAGAGCGCUGGAGAGGCACCCAAAUCUAAGCCUCUGACGGAAACUUUGGUGCUCGGAUCUCUUUUCGGGCUUUGGUAUCUAUUUAACAUCUACUUCAACAUUUACAACAAACAGGUGCUGAAAGCAUUCCCUUACCCAGUUACAGUGACUCUCGCGCAAUUUGCUGUUGGCUCCGUCCUUGUAAUUCUUAUGUGGACUCUCAAUCUAUACAAAAGGCCUAAAAUCAGUGGUGCACAGCUUGUUGCAAUUUUGCCAUUGGCAGCGGUGCAUACCUUGGGCAACCUUUUCACCAACAUGAGUCUUGGAAAAGUUUCUGUGUCAUUCACUCACACUAUCAAAGCUAUGGAGCCAUUCUUCUCUGUUGUCCUCUCUGCUAUGUUCUUAGGCGAGUUCCCUACCUUAUGGGUUUUAUCUUCUCUUCUACCAAUUGUUGGUGGAGUGGGACUGGCAUCAAUGACUGAGGCAUCUUUUAAUUGGGCUGGAUUUUGGAGUGCAAUGGCCUCUAAUUUAACCAAUCAAUCACGUAAUGUCCUCAGCAAGAAGUUUAUGGUUCGGAAAGAGGAGUCAUUGGAUAACAUUACUCUCUUUUCAAUAAUCACUAUCAUGUCCUUUUUCUUGCUGGCCCCAUACGCCUUUUUCACGGAAGGUGUCAAGUUCACUCCUGCGUACCUGGAAGCUGCAGGAUUGAAUGUGAACCAGCUUUACACAAGGUCUCUCAUUGCUGCUCUCUGCUUCCAUGCUUAUCAGCAGGUUUCUUACAUGAUAUUGCAGAGGGUAUCGCCUGUUACUCAUUCUGUGGGUAACUGUGUGAAGCGAGUGGUGGUUAUUGUGACUUCUGUUCUCUUCUUCCGCACACCUGUAUCUCCUAUUAAUGGUUUGGGAACUGGAAUUGCCCUUGCUGGAGUUUUCCUAUAUUCAAGGGUGAAGCGCAUUAAGUCUAAGGCAAAAACAGAAUGAAAUCUCAAUCAAUUUUGAUGGUAGAUUAUGAUCAUUAGACGGAUGACCAAAACUUGGUUGUAUCGUAGGCAGGAUCUUCUUUUAGUCUGUUGUGUCAUGUUGGACGAAUUAUUCUUUUCUUAGGCAGUUUAAGUGUAAUUGCUGCCAAUUUGACGAUUUUACUAGGCUGCGGGCACUGAAACAUCAGAGUUUGAGAGAGUCUGUAAUAUUUGAUAACAAUACCGUUGCAUUCAAAAUAUUUAUCUUCCCAAGGUGUUAAUUAGAGAAUCGGAAACUUAAAGUUCCGUUUUUUUUGUGUG